AUGGGUGAUUGGAGUUUGGGAAAUUUCUGCAUUGGAUAUGCUUUUGAGAAUGUCGAUUCAGCGGUUCUCCAGUACCAGAACCAGAGACUUCUUCAGCAAAUAGACAAACAGAAGCAUGAUUUGCAAGAUGUUGAAGCAAAAAUUAAGGAACUAAAGGAUAAGCAAGUUGGUUGUUAUGGUUUAAUUCUUCUUGGACUGUGUGCUGGAAGAAGCCAAAAUGCUUUACAAAGUUUAGAUGGCGCUGAUUAUUCUCGUGGUUCAAUUCCAUCAUGUUCUGCGGAGGAGAUGUUUCUUUGUAGACUCCUACAAAGAGAUUCUAUAGAAGCUAAUGGCAAUGAUGAAAUUGCUAAAUGUGUUGAAGAAGCUCUCACUUUGCAUCUUACGUCUACUAGGGAGUUGUUAAAACUCUUGGAACAUACCAUUUAUUCUCAUAGGGAAAAAACAGAGAGCAUAGUCCACACUUUGGAUGGAAAGAUAUCUUCUGAAGGCCAGAGGUUUAAUUGUAAAUUCAUUGCUAUGAUAUCAUCCAGUUACCUAAGAUUGAUGAUGGAUAGGGUGGUUAAAAAUCUGCGGGAAGCGAUUGAUAUUCUUCACGUGAAGCAGCUAGAGUAUGCUGAUGUAAUUCGGACUUACCUUAGCAGCCAGUCAACAGAUCAGUCUGAAAUUAGGCGCAUUACAGGUGAGCUGGAUGACAGCAUGACUGAACUAGAGGAGAGUAGGAGGAAACUAGUGAAUCUGAAAAUGCAAAAGGAUGUUGCAUCUGGGAUGCAUAACCUUACUUCUGGUGCGGUGAAGGGAACCCACCUGAAAAAUCAACAGAAAGGACAAUAA
Prunus armeniaca (apricot) is the source of this 831-nucleotide messenger RNA. The record is from the annotation of a GenBank genome assembly. Lineage: Eukaryota; Viridiplantae; Streptophyta; Magnoliopsida; Rosales; Rosaceae.